AUGCUGGGAAGCACACUCAAGAUCCUCGCCGGAAGCAGCCACCCUGAGCUUGCCCAGCUCAUCUCCCAAAAAAUCACCCGGCCCAUCGGCGCCCUGCACACACGCCGCUUCGCCAAUGGCGAGACCCUGGUGACGGUGGUAGACUCGGUGCGCGACCAGGAUGUCUUCAUCCUGCAGACCGCCGCCGACCCGGUCAACGACCUGCUGAUGGAGCUGCUCAUCACCGUCAACGCCUGCAAGAUCGCGUCGGCGCGCCAGAUCACCGUGGUGCUCCCCUGUUUUCCGUAUGCCCGCCAGGACAAGAAGGACCGCAGCAGGGCGCCCAUCACGGCGAAGCUGGUCGCCAAUAUGCUCCAGACCGCCGGGUGUAAUCAUGUCAUUACGAUGGACCUGCACGCCUCGCAGAUUCAAGGAUUCUUCGACAUUCCUGUGGACAAUGUGAGAUGCCUCUACUCUGAAACCGUCAUGCGGGACUAUAUCCAGCAGCACUACGACAUCAGCAACGUGGUGAUCGUGUCACCCGACGCCGGCGGUGCCAAAAGAGCAGCCUACAUCGCCGACAAACUCAAAGUCGACUUCGCCCUGAUCCACAAAGAACGACAGGUCGCCAACGAAGUCUCCCGCAUGAUCCUGGUGGGCACCGUGACGGGCAAGACGGCCAUCAUCGUCGACGACAUCGCCGACACGUGCGGCACGAUCGCGCUGGCGGCACGGAUCCUGGCCGAGCACGGCGCCGAGAAGUGCGUCGCGCUGGUCGUGCACGCGUUUCUGAGCGGGCGCGCCGUCGACGUCGUCGAGAGCACCCCGGCCCUCGAUGAGAUGGUCGUCGCCAACACCGUUCCCCUGUCGCCGCGCGCCAGGGACUGCGCCAAGAUCCGCACCAUGGACGUCUCAGCCCUGCUGGGCGAGGCCAUCAGACGGACGCACUAUGGCGAAUCGAUAUCGCAGCUCUUUUUGUAG
Molecule: messenger RNA, 960 nt
Organism: Fonsecaea erecta
Lineage: Eukaryota; Fungi; Ascomycota; Eurotiomycetes; Chaetothyriales; Herpotrichiellaceae
Exons: 8
Coding region: 1-960 (319 amino acids)
Biological process (GO): ribonucleoside monophosphate biosynthetic process; 5-phosphoribose 1-diphosphate biosynthetic process; purine nucleotide biosynthetic process
Cellular component (GO): cytoplasm; ribose phosphate diphosphokinase complex
Molecular function (GO): ribose phosphate diphosphokinase activity; magnesium ion binding
Source: RefSeq, a predicted model, not a curated record